AUGUCGCCAGAUAAGGAGAUAUUGUCAUCAGACCUGGAUGCUCAAAAACCAGGGAAGAUUGAUACAAGCCCAGUAUCUUCUGUCGAGUGUGUUACAGGCUUCAAACUUUUUUUGAUUGUCAGUAGCGUAGCCCUUGCCUGUUUUCUUAUGCUCUUGGACACAAUGGUCAUUGGAACGGCAAUUCCUCAUAUUACCAAUACCUUCAACUCCCUCCCCGAUGUAGGAUGGUAUGCUAGUGCAUAUCAAUUCGGAAGCGCUGCUCCACAGCCCCUUACUGGAAAAAUAUAUACAAAUUUCAACUCAAAGGUUUGUUCCGUUCUCUGUGGUGCUGCCAUCUCAUCCAACAUGCUCAUUGUUGGCCGUGCUAUUGCUGGGUUCGGCGCUUCUGGUAUCAUUAAUGGUGCAAUCACCAUAAUCUCAAGUUGUGUUCCAUUGGAAAGGCGUCCUAUAAACCAGCUUGGACUUGUUGCUGGACCUCUUGUUGGAGGGGCUUUCACUUCCUACACGACGUGGAGGUGGUCAUUUUUUCUUCUCUUUUUGAGCAUUCCAGAACAAACACGAAAGCCCAACGUAUCUGUAGUACUUUCGAAACUACACCACCACUUAGACCUUGUCGGCUUUCUCCUAUUUGCCCCAGCUAUACUACAGCUUCUACUUGCGCUCCAGUAUGGAGUCAAUCAAUACCCAUGGAAUUCCCCCCGCGUCAUUGGGCUCUUUUGUGGCUUUGCCGCAAAUUUUGCCAUUUGGAUCUUUUGGAAUAGAUAUAAGGGGAAUGAUGCAUUACUACCACAUUCUAUGCUGAAACUGAGACCUGUCUGGACAUCUGCAUUAUACCAGGCAUUCAUGAUAUCAGCAGUGUAUGGUGCCUCAUUCUUUCUCCCAAUAUAUUUUCAAGCCAUCAAUAAUGCAACUCCUGUGCUCAGUGGAGUAUAUUUGCUACCUACCAUUCUUCCGCAGCUUGUUGCGGCUGGACUCUCUGGAGUAUUGUCAGUUACUGGAACCAUUCUCUUGUCUCUCGGGAGCGGACUCUAUUCGAUUUUACGGCCAGGUAGUCCAACAGAAUACUGGGUUGGAUUUCAAUUACUAGCCGGGAUUGGAUCAGGAUUAAGCAUGCAACUGGCUAUAAUUACAAUUCAAGCUGCAAUAAGUGGAGAGAAACUUGCUACAGGCAUGGCUUUAGUCAUCUUUGCUCAGUCCCUUGGACCGGCUAUCAUGCUUGUCUUGUGCAAUGUGAUAUUUCUCUCUAGCCUUGGCUCACAACUGUAUGAACAUGCACCAAAUGCCAAUUCAGCCGCAAUUAUCAAAGCUGGAGCCACUGGUUUCCGCUCCAUUGUCCAGUUGGAGGAUUUACCCGGGGUUCUGAUUGCAUACGCCAACAGUAUUGAUAGGGUUUUUUACUUGGUUGCUGCAGUGGGUGCUGCUUGCGCACUUGUGUUAUGGGGAAUGGGCUGGCAUGACUUGAGAAAAAAAGAUAGCAAGCAAAAAAGUGAAGAAAAUGUCGCUGAGAAGGGCGAUAGAUAG
Molecule: messenger RNA, 1521 nt
Organism: Trichophyton rubrum CBS 118892
Lineage: Eukaryota; Fungi; Ascomycota; Eurotiomycetes; Onygenales; Arthrodermataceae
Exons: 8
Coding region: 1-1521 (506 amino acids)
Biological process (GO): transmembrane transport
Molecular function (GO): transmembrane transporter activity
Source: RefSeq, a predicted model, not a curated record